Messenger RNA from Paramormyrops kingsleyae, 7040 nucleotides. The record is from RefSeq and is a predicted model, not a curated record. NCBI's taxonomy places the organism in Eukaryota, Metazoa, Chordata, Actinopteri, Osteoglossiformes, Mormyridae.
UUAGUUUUAGCAAAUGUUAGCUAGCUGGCCAUUAGUUCUUUUGCAGAUUGCGCAUGGUUAACUCAUAACUGGGUUAUUUUUUUAGCUGGUGAGAAUGAGAGGGUCCCUGCCGCUUUCGUUUAGCCCACGUCGGUAGCAUGCGGCGCUUACAGUCGGCCGCCAUCUGGAGUGUUUAGCCGAGGCCGCUAACGUGGGUGUCGCGGUUACGCGGCGCGUGCCCGUUAAAAGCGUCAUUUUCGUUAAGCGCGGUUAAGGCCUGUGUUACAGAUUGAGUGUCCCGAGUUGCUGUGUUUGAGUGGAGUUUAUCGACAUUUGAUUUACUCCGCGGCGUUUUCGGGCCUCAUUCGCACGAUUGACUGUGUAAAAUGGAUGGCAGUGCGGCCCGCCGUAGUGUAGCCGCACGGCGGGGGGAGGCGGGUUUUCCCGCUUCGCCGAAAUGGUCGCUGGGUGGCGGGAUGGGGGGUCAAAGUCGAGCGCCUGUGUCUUCUCUGUCCUUCUCCGGGCCAUACUGUUAAGGUUACGCCUGUAUGAGUUUUAUCAGCUUUCACAUGCGCUGGGUUAAUGGUGUCAUCGUUUAACGCCGAUCCUUCCUCACUAUGGCGUCUGAGUAGCUGGCGGAGGCCGACCGGCCGCUUCAGUGUGGGGGAGUGAUGAGUGACAGACACCAAAACGGCGGAGUAUCUCGCUCUUUGGAAAACUUAGGCCCCGUGAAAGAAGCUGCUCUUACCAUGGACAGCCAGGGGGAGGCACCGAUGCACCACCACACUGCUGUGACAAUGGAAUCUGCUGGAAAAGCAUAUCCAGAAGAGGGAGGCUCAGCAAACCCUGUGGAAAUGAUUCCGAUCAAGGAGGGUAGUGAGACGUCCCGUAAGAAAAGCAAGAAGCAUAAAAGGCACAAAAAGAAAAAGAAGAAACGCAAGGAAGGGAAAGAGAGCAGCUCUGAAUCAGGGGUUGACUCUGAUCGAGAGGCACAAAAUCAAGCGAGUUUGAAGAACCAUUCUCUUAUUGAAGAGGAUGGAAGCAGAUUUUGUCGUAAUGAUGUUAAAGAUUCAGCUGGAGGACUGAUAACAGAUCUACAUGUGGAAAAAGAGGAUGGCAAAACUAAAAAACAAAAGCAUUCUAAGAAGAAGAAGAAGAAGAAGAGAAAAGGAGAGAAAAAGUCUCCUUCCCAUUCAAGAUCAGAGAGCACUUCUGUUUCUGGGUCUGACUCUGAACUAGAGUCCAGGCCUUCAUUACCAUCCACAGUACCCUUGGACAUUAAGGAACAUGAGGAGCAUCCCCGUCCUUUGAAAUACUUGGGCAAGGUUGAGUCUGCCAUGAAACCUUUUAGCAAGACAGAAGAGCAUUCUCCCAUGAAAACCUUGGUCAGCAAGCCUGAAGUGAAGGACUCUACAGUGAGAAUGCUGGACAAGCCAGAAGGGAGAGCAUCUCCAAUGAGAGCCUUAGACAAGUCUGAGGAGAAGCAUGAACUCACGACAGCCCUGGAUGGCUCGGAAGUCCAAGAGAUACCCAUGAUGCUUUCUGCUAAAUCCUUGGAAGUGCAUGGGAUGAUGGAGUCUUCCCAAUUCUUGGACAGUGAUGGGGGGAAUAUUAGAGGGAUUCCCUGCUCAGACAAGCCUCAAGAGAGGGCUUCUCAGCUGUCUUUUAGUGAAGAUAAUGGAAGCACUAGUUUUGAGGCUGAGAGUGUUAAAACCAAGGGGGGGACCCAAAAACCAAAUUUUGCAGAAAGUCAUAAAAUGCCCAUUGAAGAUUCUUCCUUGGAGGCUGCAGAGAAUGUUGUCAGUUUGGGGAACACUGGGGAUCAAGUAAGUUUUUGCAAAGCUCAGGAUUUGCCUGAUAUAAUUCCUAAACUUCAGGGUACACAAGACGAAGAGCCUGUUAAAGGAGAGUCUAUCUCAAAGGACAAAGAAGCGGAACCAGGCGCCAAGCAUGAAAAGAGACAUGGAAGCAGCUCUAGAUCGCGGUCAAGAUCAGCCUCAAAGGCAAAAAAAGAAACAUCACAAAAAACCAUAUCCAAAAAAAGUCUUAGCCAGUCUCGAAGCCCAAAACGAGCCUCUGGUAAACCUAGUACCCGAAAAGAUCGUUCAUCAUCUAGAAGAAGGACUAGAUCUACCUCACGAAGGAGGAUCAGUCCGCGGAGGCGCUCCAGGUCUCAUUCAAGGAGACGUAAAUCUAGAUCACGAUCCAUCCAGAGGUCAAGGCGCAAAUCUAGGUCCUACUCUCCCAAGAGGAUUCAAAGAUCCAACUCUCGCACGCGUAGGCGGUCAAAGUCAAGGUCUCCGCGUCGCAGACAUAGCCGAUCUCGUUCGGUUGUGCGGGUGCGUAGGUCUCGGUCGCGAUCUCGUUUUAAGUACAGACAGUCGCGAUCCAGAUCUAAGAGGUCCCGUUCUCGUCGAAGGUCACGCUCUGCAAGGAGGGGCAGACGCUCAAGGUCCCGGUCUCGGUCCCAUUACAGGAGAUCUGUGUCCCGUUCCAGAAGGUCACUGUCUAGGUCCUAUAAGCGAGCCAGAAGGACUCGCUCCAGGUCCAUUGUUAUCCUCAGGCGAUCAAGAUCAAGAUCUCUCCUAAGAAGAUACAGACGGUCAAGAUCUUUAAGGCGGAACCGAUCAAGAUCCCUGAGAAGACGGCGAUCUAAAACUCGGUCACCACGACGAUCUAGGCGUUCUAGGUCUAGGUCUCGAUCGAGGAAGAGACGGUCAAAAUCUCGAUCUCUGAGGAGAAAUAGGUCGAAGUCAAGAUCAGUUCAGCGCAAUAGACGUUCCAGGUCAAAGUCUCCAGGCAGACGCCAUCGGUCAAAGUCUAAAUCUCCCAAAGGUGACCGAAAACCAUCUAAAUCACCUGAGAGAAGUAAACACUCAAAAUCUGCUUCUCCCAAUAAACCCAAAUCGAAAUCUGGAUCUGUUUCUAGGGAGCAGCAGUCAUCUGAAGCCAGUCAGUCUUCAGCUGAGGAACCACAAGGCCCUAAAGCAACAUCCCCAACCCUAGAAAAUGUUGAUCCCCCAACACAGGAAAUUCAGGUGGAAGAUGAUGUUCCUGUCAGCAAUGAGGAACCAAGCCUUUUCACAGAAAUAAGUUCUGCAACUGUGAGUACGGUGAAACAGUUUGUGGAAGAGGAAAUUGCCUCAACCUUUUCUGUAUCUGAGGAAAAGCCCUCUCGUGUGUCUGUGGAGAGUAGUGUUGAUACAGAGGCAACUGUUGUGACUGCGGGCUUCUGGAAGCCGGUACCUUUCUUGAGUAUCUGCAAGGAACCACCUGUUUCCACAGAAUCUGUUUUCAGCCCAUCUUCAGAGGCUAGAACUGCAAUCGAAAUUGAACCACAUGAAUGUUUACCAGUGGCUCUCACUGAAAAGUGCAUAUCCCCUGAGACUUCGUCAAAUGAGCAGGGUUUAUCUGAUCUUAAGCCUCUGCACACUGAAAUUGAGUCACCAGCUUCUGAAAAAAAUAUUUUCCACACCUCUGAGAGGCCAUGUGCUUUUGAGGAUGGAAAUCAGCUCAUUACCAGUAGGUCAAGGUCUGUCUCACCACAUUCUGACAAUCCAUCAGAACCAUUGCCUGAGUUACCAGACAGCUCUAUGGCUGAAGAGCCAGAUUCUUUGGCUGCUGAAAUUGAGAAACCUGCAAUUGACACAGAAGCUUCCAAUGACCAUAGAAGUUCUGCACCAGGGACCCCAACAGAGUGCAUACCAGAAAUUAAAAUUCAGCUAGAUCGUUCAAGAUCACAGUCAGCUGAACGUGCAAGUGAAGAGAGGCAGUCUGAAAUGAAAUCUCCAUCUGAAGGUCCAAAGGAAAAACCAUCUAAACUGCGGUCCUCGAAAUCCCCCUCCAGGAAGACCCUCUCAAAGUCUAGAUCUUCCUCGAGAAGAAAGAAAACAAAGUCACGAUCUCCCACUCGUCGAAAGCAUUCAAGAUCCAGCUCAUCUUCUGUUAGAAAGCUUUCUAAUACUCGAAGGAAGAAGUCAAAAUCCAGAUCUCCGGUGCGGAAGAGGAAAUCCAGAUCUCCAUCCCACAGUAGGAAAAGGAAGUCUAAAUCUCGAUCUCCCACAAGGAGGCAGCGGUCAAGAUCCAGAUCAACUAGGAGGAGAAAAUCAAGAUCGAAAUCUACAGUGAGAGCGAAGGGUUCAAGGUCUCGGUCUACAAAAAGGAGGCGUUCAAAAACUAGAUCUCCCGUGAGAAAGAACCGUUCAAAGUCUCGUUCGCCUCGGAAAACAAAGCACUCGAAAUCUCGAUCUGCCACUCGACGGAGGAAAUCCAAAUCUGCAGAAAAAUCAAAGCGUUCAAAAACCCGCUCCCCUGCUAGGAAGAGACGGACAAGGUCCCGUUCUGCAACAAGGACUCGGCGUUCAAGGUCGAGGAGGUCGCGAUCACACUCUAGACGGAGAAGAAGUUUCCGCAGUCGUUCUUUUGAUCGACGGGACCGUUGGAAGCGUGAGCCAAGUCACUCCCCCAUUCUCAUCCUCCGCAAGAAGAGGUCCGCCUCCCGUUCUCGGCGCAGCUCCAGCAAAACCCCACCUCGGCUCACAGAGCUCGACAAGGACCAGUUGUUGGAGAUUGCCAAGGCAAAUGCAGCUGCCAUGUGUGCCAAGGCAGGGAUGCCUAUCCCAGAGAGCCUGAGACCCAAGGCUAUCCUGCAGUUGCCUCUGCCAACCCCUGCUCCCUCACCCCUGAAUUUGCCCUUGCCUCUGCCUAUGAACCUUCCCAUGAGUCUGCCUAUGGGCAUGCCCAACAUCAGCAUGAAUGCGGCCAUGGCCACCAUGACGGCCGCCACUAUGACAGCCGCUUUGACCAACAUGGGCGCCCUGGCAAACAUGCCCGCUCUGCCAACUAUAACAAACAAGCCCCCGCCUGUGCCCGUGCCCAACACCGCUAACAUUGAGGAGGCAAAGAGGAAGGUGACCCAGACAGCUAACAGCAUCAGCAUCAAGGAGCUGACAGAGAAGUGCAAGCAAAUUGCAGAGAGCAAGGAGGAAAUGGCCAUUGCCCAGCCCCACGUUUCUGAUGAUGAGGAUUAAGUCCUACCCGCUCCCCUCUCUCCCCGCCCUUCUGUGAUGUCUGCACCUGAUUGCAUCUGCAACAUCUUACAAGGAGCAGCGUUUAGAAGCCUUCUUGCCUUGCGUCAUGGUGUCAUUAGGGUCAUUGGAUCAGAACAAGGAGGGAGGGAGUCUGGGACAAUGGAGGGAAACCAUGCAGCACAGAGAAGAUGAGGGCUGCACCAACCAAGAUGACUGCAGUGCAAGUGUUAGAGCACCAACUGUCUUUGCCCCUGCACCUUCCAGGUUGGAAGCACCUUUUUCCGUCGGGUGUCCUGACAGAUGCUGAGAGCGACUGUGGCUCUAAGGUGUGAACAAGGGGUUCGGCAACUUUCAUGAAACUAGUCCCCCCAACAAACGUGCGUUCCCAGGUUUCUCUUCUGCCUACCUGGGUUCAGGAGAGGAAAAACGGCACGCCCUCGUUCUCAAACGCAACACCUUACUGGGGUAAUUGGAGACUAAGGACAGACUGUUUGCCCAAAUUGAUACCAAAUUGGUCAGCAUAUUUACUAGGAUACCUUGUGAUUUGCCGUACUUGAAUUUCUGCUUUUAUUUUGCUUUUAAGUCAUUUUUAAACCCUUCGGCUGCUGGCGGGGCAGCUGAAUGACUUACUGUCUUGGUGCAAAUUCAGUAUUAGUACACCCUUAGGCCUUUCUGGGACUCCACGUGUUUUUGGAAAUAUAACGAAUAAUAAAUAAAGGAGUAGACAGUGUCCAAUUAAAUAUUUCUUUGGCAGAUUUAAAUGUUUCAAAGCUUCCGAAGUUUUGACACUUGUCCAGAAAUCGACGCAAAUAAUGCUUAACUAGAUAAUUGCCCUGAAGCACCUUUCUGUAUCAGGGCUUUUCUGUAGAGUGUAAUUAAGAACCAGUCAUCAGCUUCUUAGUUCAAUUUCACUUAUUAAAAAAAGAAAAAAAAAAAUACUGAAACUGCAUACGAAACUUUUUUUGACAAAUUCUUUGUGGUCUGAUGCUUUUGACACCUUUUCUGUGUAAUUUGUGUGUUAUUUUUUUGUGUAUUUUGUGCAUCUUUACAUGCAUUAACACAUCGCUUAAUUUUAUUUUUCCCUCUCUGGAUGCUCAUUCAUUGGUUGGACAAAGUAAUGUCUGUCAGAAUUCGGUUAAAGACCCCCUGAGGGGCUUCGAUGUCCCCCCAGGGAUCGUACCUCUGGGAUGCAUAGGGUUGCCUGAUGACUUUGGGAUGGAUAUAUAUGUAUAUAUAUAUAUACAUAUAUAUAUACACGCGCGCGCGCACACACACACACACAUAUAUACACAUAAUUUUUUUGCUUCCUAAUCAUUGCAAAUGCUUCUGCGCUGAAGUUCAGUUAAAAUAUGGGCCUUGGGAACGUUGCCCGUCGUAACUAUCACCACCCCCCCCUUGUUGCUUGUUCACGCACGCGCAUAAUCACAUGUGCAACACGCAUCCUUGCAUAUAGCUCAGGUGGCAUGUGCUUUACUGUAUUUCUACGGCCUGGUUGUGCUGUAGCUAUCACUCGACCAAAAUUACUAAGCUUGUGCUGGCAAAGGGAUGAGGUGACCAUCUCGACAGGUGUCGGGGGGGAUUGCCUGUGGAGACUGAAGGCAGUCCUUUUGGGCUGCUCUGUGGACAGGUAUUGUCUCACAGCCUGGAUGUUCCCAGUGAGCAUUUUCGCUCGGCUCAGCUGGAUAUCUGCAAGCGCAGAACCACAACGUUCCCGUUUGGGUCUUCGAGUGUGUGAGAGUAAGGUUUCCACACUGGGUUGUUUUGCUAUCUGGACCUCUGUUUAAAAGGCAGAUUUGAUUAAGGGUCUCGAUUCAAGGUUCACCACGCGUUGUGUCCAUUGUGAUGUCCAGUCUAGUAAUUCUGUAUGAUGUUAGUACUCCAUCCUACUGUUGAACCAGACCUUCUAAAUAAAACAUCUGGCUCUGUCUUUUUAUAUUCUGUAAAAUGUCAUUUUAGUAUUUUUUAAAGCUGUUAGUUGGUUUGCUUUGUACAUAAUGCUAUGUGGAUUAUUAAAGGAAGCCCUGAAAACUA